AUGUCUCGUUCUCCUUCUUUAUCAUCUACGUCACCUUCAGUUGACGUUCAAAUUAAUCCUCUUUUGACACGUCGUCAGCGUACAUUGUCACAGUGUGAGCGUGCUCUACACUAUCCAUCGCAUGAAGGUAUAAUUCAAGAAUUUUGUCGUGAAAAAGGUCAUGGUUAUAUUAAACCUCGAGAUAAUUCAGAUAAUAUUUUUGUUCAUGUGUCUGACAUUGAAGAUGAUUAUGUACCAAAAGCCGGUGAUAUUGUUUCAUACAAGAAAAUAUUAAUGCCACCUAAAAAUGAAAAAUAUCAAGCAAUUCAUGUUCGUUUUCUACAACUAUCAGAUGGUGUUAAACAUGAAUCUUGGGAAGAAGCUGUUCAAGAUGAUGUUAAUCAUCGUCGUUCAAGUGUACACGAUGGAUUACCAUCCCCGUCUCACAGUGAUCAAACAGCUGCAAAUGAAGAUCAUAUUCAUCAUAAACAUUUAAAUUGUGAUUUAUCAUUAUUGACUAUAAAUGGAUCCGGUGGACAAAAGCGUGGCGAUGGAGCUGGAGAUAAAGAAAAAAAGAAAUAUGAACCACCAAUUCCGACACGUAUUGGUAAACGAAAAAAACGUGUUAAAGGUCCAGAAGCGGCUAAUAAACUACCACAAGUACUACCAUAUACUCGAUGUCGUUUAAAACAAUUACGUUUUGAACGAAUUAAAGAUUAUUUAUUAUUAGAAGAAGAAUUUAUUAAAAAUCAAGAACGUUUAAAACCACAGGAAGAUCGACAUGAAGAAGAACGAUCAAAAGUUGAUGAUAUUCGUGGUAGUCCAAUGGCAGUGGGUACAUUAGAAGAAAUAAUUGAUGAUAAUCAUGCUAUUGUAUCAACAUCGGUUGGUUCGGAACACUAUGUUACGAUAAUGUCAUUUGUUGAUAAAGAUCAACUUGAGCCUGGAUGUACUGUUCAUGCUGUAAUCGGUGUCUUAGGUGAUGAUGUUGAUCCGAUGGUUGCUGUUAUGAAAUUAGAAAAAGCACCAAAAGAAACAUAUGCUGAUAUCGGUGGACUUACACAACAAAUUCAAGAGAUUAAAGAAGCUGUUGAAUUACCGUUAACACAUCCAGAAUAUUACGAAGAAAUGGGUAUUAAGCCUCCAAAAGGUGUUAUCCUCUACGGACAGCCAGGAACAGGCAAAACUCUGUUGGCAAAAGCUGUUGCAAAUCAAACAUCGGCCACAUUUUUACGUGUUGUCGGUUCAGAAUUAAUUCAGAAAUAUUUAGGUGACGGUCCAAAACUUGUUCGUGAAUUAUUUCGUGUUGCCGAAGAGUACGCACCAUCAAUUGUAUUUAUUGACGAAAUCGAUGCCAUUGGAACAAAACGUUAUGAAUCAAAUUCAGGUGGUGAACGUGAAAUUCAACGUACUAUGUUAGAAUUAUUGAAUCAAUUGGAUGGAUUUGAUUCACGUGGCGAUGUUAAAGUUAUAAUGGCAACAAAUCGUAUUGACAGUCUUGAUCCAGCAUUAAUUCGACCUGGUCGUAUUGAUCGUAAAAUUGAGUUUCCACUACCAGAUGAAAAAACACGUCGAAUGAUUUUUAAAAUACAUACCGGUAGAAUGACAUUGGCUGAUGAUGUAAAUUUAGAAGAAUUAAUUAUGGCUAAAGAUGAUUUGUCGGGCGCCGAUAUCAAAGCUAUUUGUACCGAAUCUGGUUUAAUGGCAUUACGUGAACGUCGUAUGAAAGUAACAAACGAAGAUUUUCGUAAAAUUCGAACUACUUUAACAUUGAAAGAACUUCGUCGACCUAGUGAAUCGUCUACAAAUGUUGAUGUGAGAAGUCGACAUUGUCCUUAUUUAGAUACAAUUAAUCGAAGUAUUCUUGAUUUUGAUUUUGAAAAACUAUGCUCAAUUACAUUGUCAAAUAAUAAUGUUUAUGCAUGUUUAGUAUGUGCAAAAUAUUUUCAAGGUCGUGGACAAAAAUCGUACGCUUAUACUCAUAGUGUUGAAACUGAUCAUCAUGUUUUUAUUAAUUUACAUACAUUACAAUUUUAUUGUUUGCCCGAUAAUUAUGAAAUAAUCGAUUCAUCACUAGAUGAUAUCAAGUAUGUUCUAGAUCCAACGUAUACAAAAGAACAUAUUCAACAAUUGGAUAAAAAUGCAAAAUUAGUUCGUGCCUAUGAUGGAACAUUAUAUUUGCCUGGCAUUGUUGGUCUUAAUAAUAUAAAAGCAAAUGAUUAUUGUAAUGUUAUUUUGCAAGCAUUGAUCAAUGUUAGUCCACUACGUAAUUUUUUUCUUGAAGAGGAAAAUUAUGCAAAUAUUAGAGUUGCACCAGGAGAUAUUAUGGUCAAUUUGGUCAAACGUUUUGGCGAAUUAGUGAGAAAAUUAUGGAAUCCUAAGAACUUUAAAGCGCACGUUUCGCCACAUGAGAUGUUACAAGCAGUUGUCAAAUGUAGUAAAAAGAAAUUUCAAAUAACGCAACAGGGUGAUCCAGUUGAAUUUUUGGCAUGGUUUCUAAAUAGUUUACAUUUAACAUUGAAUGGAACAAAAAAUCCAAAUAGUAGUAUUAUUUAUAAAGCGUUUCAAGGAAAAAUGAAAGUUUACACGAGAAAAAUACCGCCCAUUGAUUUGAGUGAAGAUGAAAAACGAAAACUAUUGGUCACAGAAGAAUAUUAUGAAUAUGAUGAAGAAACGCCGUAUUUGUUUCUAUCAGUUGAUUUACCACCACCACCAUUAUUUCGUGAUGAAACAAAAGAAAGUAUUAUUCCACAAGUACCAUUAUUUCAAAUAUUAACAAAAUUUGAUGGACAAACGGCUAGAGAAUAUAAAACAUAUAAAGAAAAUUUUUUAAAACGUUAUGAAAUAACAAAAUUACCAUUAUAUUUAAUUAUGUGCUUUAGGCGCUUUACAAAAAAUACGUUUUAUUUGGAAAAAAAUCCAACAAUAGUUAAUUUUCCAAUCAAAAAUGUUGAUCUUCGAGAUUUGUUAUCUCCAGAUGUAGUGACAGCAGAAGCUACAGAAAAUACGUCAACAGUCUAUGAUUUGAUAUCAAAUGUUGUUCAUGAUGGUGAACCAGGAAAAGGCACAUACCGUGUUCAUGUUCUACACAAAGGUACUGGUACUUGGUAUGAAAUGCAAGAUCUUCAUGUCAUUGAUGUAUUACCUCAAAUGAUUACGCUGAGUGAAUCUUAUGUCCAAAUAUGGGAAAGACGAGAUGUGGACAACGUGCUCAAAGAUAAUUCAACAUAA
Didymodactylos carnosus is the source of this 3210-nucleotide messenger RNA. The record is from the annotation of a GenBank genome assembly. Lineage: Eukaryota; Metazoa; Rotifera; Eurotatoria; Philodinida; Philodinidae.